CGCGGAGGACUCGUGUCGUCCUUACCCUUGCUGGCGGGCCGUAAAGCGCGGAAAGGUCGCGGACUCCCGCUUCCCCGGAACUUUUUCCUCCCUCCGCCCCGCUUCCCCUGUCCCUUUCCCUGUCCCCGCUCUGUCGGCCCACCGCGACCCCCGGCCGCGACCCCCGGCUGCUGUUGUGGCUCCUGCCUCGCCGCCGCCAGGGUAUUGCUGAGCGCGGGGCCCGUGGGGGCCGUGAGGUGGAAUUGUUUUCCCGCGUUGAAACGUGCUGUCCAUCUGGGCUUUCCUGCUGCAGAGCCUAGCAGAAGUUGCCUAAAAGCCUAGGCCAGUUUGAAUUCUUGGGACCUCCUUCUUUGCUGAGUGAGAGCACAUCUUCUAGUUGCUGGUGGACGUGAUGUUUUACCGAUUGCUGUCGACUGUCCAGCGGCAAAGAAUCAGCCCAGGAUGGCAGACCUGGUCCUCAGCAAGAAGCAGUGCGUCAGCUACCAAAGCUCAUUCUGUCGCCCUGCCUGCCCAGGCACAGGUGGUCGUCUGCGGUGGCGGAAUCAUGGGCACGUCCGUGGCCUAUCACCUCUCCAAGCUGGGGUGGAAGGAUAUUGUCCUGUUGGAACAGGGCAGGCUGGCUGCUGGCUCCACAAGGCUCUGCGCUGGCAUCCUGAGCACUGCCAGACACUUGAUCAUCGAGCAGAAGAUGGCAGACUACUCAAACAAACUCUACAGUCAGUUAGAGCAAGAAACAGGGAUCCAAACAGGUUACGUGAGGACAGGCUCAAUCCAUCUGGCCCAGACCCAGGACCGGCUCAUCUCCCUGAAGCGCAUCAGCUCAAGGCUGAAUGUCAUGGGCAUCCCUUCCGAGAUCAUCUCCCCCAAGAAGGUGGCCAAGCUUCACCCUCUCCUCAACGUGCACGACCUGGUAGGGGCCAUGCACGUCCCCGAUGAUGCAGUGGUGUCCUCUGCUGACGUGGCUCUUGCCCUGGCAAGUGCUGCUUCCCAAAAUGGUGUUCAGAUCUAUGACCGGACAGCUGUCCUUCAUGUAAUUAUCAAAAAAGGUCAAGUCACUGGCGUGGAGACAGAUAAAGGACAGAUCGAAUGCCAGUAUUUUGUCAACUGUGCUGGUCAGUGGGCAUACGAGCUGGGUCUGUCCACCGAGGAGCCGGUUAGUAUCCCGUUACAUGCCUGCGAACACUUCUACCUUCUGACUCGCCCCUUGGAGACCCCUCUGCAGAGCAACACACCAACCAUUGUAGAUGCCGAUGGAAGAAUUUAUAUUCGGAACUGGCAGGGCGGCAUCCUGUCUGGGGGCUUUGAGAAGAACCCGAAACCAAUUUUCACCGAGGGCAAGAACCAGCUGGAGAUUCAGAACCUGCAGGAAGACUGGGAUCACUUCGAGCCCCUGCUGAGCUCCCUCCUGCGCAGGAUGCCGGAAUUGGAGGCUCUGGAGAUCAUGAAGCUGGUGAACUGCCCCGAGACGUUCACACCAGACAUGAGGUGCAUCAUGGGCGAGUCUCCCACGGUUCAGGGCUACUUUGUCCUGGCGGGAAUGAACUCCGCUGGCCUUUCGUUUGGCGGAGGAGCUGGAAAGUACCUUGCUGAAUGGAUGGUACAUGGCUAUCCCUCUGAAAAUGUCUGGGAUUUGGACUUAAAGCGUUUUGGAGUUCUCCAGAGCAGCCGCACCUUUCUUCGCCACAGGGUCAUGGAAGUCACGCCUCUGCUCUAUGAUCUGAAGGUUCCCCGCUGGGAUUUCCAGACCGGUAGGCAGUUACGGACGUCUCCCCUCUAUGACCGGUUGGAUGCCCAAGGAGCCAGGUGGAUGGAGAAGCAUGGAUUUGAGAGGCCAAAGUAUUUUGUUCCACCUGAUAAGGACCUCCUGGCAUUGGAACAGAGCAAGACUUUCUAUAAACCAGAUUGGUUUGACAUUGUGGAGUCUGAAGUCAAGUGCUGUAAGGAGGCUGUGUGUGUCAUUGACAUGUCUUCUUUUACAAAGUUUGAGAUAACCUCCACUGGGGAUCAGGCAUUAGAAAUUCUACAGUACCUCUUUUCCAACGACCUGGAUGUGCCUGUGGGCCACAUCGUGCACACUGGCAUGCUCAAUGAGGGUGGAGGGUAUGAAAACGACUGCAGCAUAGCACGGCUGAGCAAGCGCAGUUUCUUCAUGAUUUCGCCCACUGACCAGCAGGUCCACUGUUGGUCCUGGCUUAAGAAACACAUGCCGGAAGACACCAACCUGCUUCUGGAGGACGUCACCUGGAAAUACACGGCUCUCAAUCUGAUUGGCCCUCGUGCUGUGGAUGUUCUGUCCGAGUUGUCCUAUGCCCCUAUGACUCCAGACCACUUCCCAAGUCUCUUUUGCAAGGAAAUGAGCGUGGGCUACGCAAAUGGGAUCCGAGUCAUGAGCAUGACGCACACAGGGGAGCCGGGCUUCAUGCUGUACAUCCCCAUCGAGUAUGCCCUGCAUGUGUACAAUGAAGUGAUGAGUGUUGGGCAGAAAUAUGGAAUCCGGAAUGCUGGGUAUUAUGCUCUUCGCAGCCUCCGAAUCGAGAAGUUUUUUGCCUUCUGGGGUCAAGAUUUAAAUACCUUCACAACACCCCUGGAAUGUGGACGAGAGUUUCGAGUGAAGUUAGAGAAGGGGACGGAUUUCAUUGGCCGGGAUGCCCUGCUGCAGCAGAAGCAGAACGGAACAUAUAAGCGCUUCACCAUGUUCAUCCUGGAAGACCAUGACACAGACCUGGACCUCUGGCCUUGGUGGGGAGAGCCCAUUUACCGAAACGGGCACUAUGUCGGCAUCACCACUAGCAGCGCCUACAGCUUCACCCUGGAGCGCCAUGUUUGCCUGGGCUUUGUGCACAAUUUUGCUGAGGACACUGGGGCAGAACAGGUGGUGACAGCAGAUUUCAUCAACCGGGGAGAAUAUGAGAUUGAUAUUGCGGGACAGCGGUUCCAGGCCAAGGCCAAGCUCUACCCCUUCAGCUCCCUUUUCACCCAUAAGCGCCGGAAGGAUGAAGUAGAGCUCAACGACUUCCAAGGGAAGUAAGGCCAGGGCAGUGUUGCCUCCUCCCCCAUCAUCUCAGCCCUGGGGGUACAUCAUUUUAGGAGCUUUUUUACUUCCUUCUGAUCUCUUCCCUCUUUUGCCUUCUCUUACCUCCUUGAUAUAAUUUUAAACUAUGUCCUCCUCCUUCUCACAGUAUGUGAGACCUGUCUUGUCCUUGCAUCUUCUCCUCCUCCCUUUGGCAGUUUCCGAUCUUCUAAUGCCCCCCCCCCCCCCAAUUGCCAUGGUGGCAGGGAGUAUAUCUGACAGGAGCAAGCUCCACAAAUUUUGAAAGUGGGUUAAAGUGACAGGCUGAUUUUUGAAUGCUGUGUCUCAAAGCAAGUUAAGCCAGUGUUGUGCAGGCAGCAAAGUUAACCUCCCUUGGUUACGUAUUAAUUUGGGGGGGGGGGGGGUGCCAGAUGUCAGGUCCAGCCUCAUGGAGGAGCCUGUGCCUUUUGGCAGGUAGCACGUCCUCCUGUUGGCUGUGUUGUGGGUCUGGCACUGACAUCUCCACCACAAGGGCGAUCAUCUACCUCACGGACCAGAGCCUUGGGCGGCCAAAGGCUGCUCUGUAACAGGGACAGCGGCACCGUCCUCGUGCUUCCCAAUGAACCAGUUAGCAGACUUUUGGGCCAGGACACUCCUGCUUUGAAUUCAUCUCUUGUUAAUCUCUUUAAUGAGUGAUUUCUCUUCUUUUUAGCUAGUAAACAAGCCACAGUAUUUGAAAGGAAUAAACCAUGUUGCCUUUUUCUUGUUUUUCCCAUUUGAAAGGGUCUGACCACAGAAAACACACAAAUGAUGCGGAGAUUUCUACUAUUCCCACAGUGCUGUUUUUCUUUCAGUUGGUGAAGGUUCAGGCAUGCUACCUUGAUUUUCUCUUCGCCAAGUACAUUUGGCUUUAUCAGUUCAGCCUCACCUGUCUCCUCUGGGGGCAAGAACAGGGAGUGGAAGGUAGUGUGUCAUUACAGUUGAGUAGCAAACCUAGCUGGCUUUGCUGAGUUCUGGAGAUCUGCUGACAUCCUGAGUAGAUCCCCCUCUCAGAGCAGAGUGGAUGGAGCCACGUGGAGAUGAGCCUUGUGGUCCCACACUGGGCAUGGAGGGGAAAGGGGCUCAGGAGCCACAGGGCACAGUCCCUGCUCCAGGAGCAGCGCUCCCCUCCAGCCCUCUGCCAAUAUCCUCUGGAAGACAAAACAACUUAGGUACCACAAAAGUUCCUUGCACACACAUUUGAAGAAGUGGUUGUUUUCUGAGGAUGAACUUGGAUAUCACAGUCCGUGCUGUCUUGUCCCAAAACUUAUUUUUUCCUGGGUAUUGCAAACAAACUGCUAUUAGCGAUUUUAAUUAAACAGUAGCUUCUUUGUCUCAGUAUCUUAGCAGUAUUAGCUUUGAUAAACCUGUAAGUAUAUUAAAAAAAAAAAAGUCCUUUCAUUUUCUGGUGUCUGCCUUUUCUGGCAUUUCUUUGGAGUCUGUUUAUUCAGUUAAUCAGACUGGCCCCUUAUCCCUUUUAGAUAUUUCUUGCCAUUUUCCCAGCUAGACCACUCCUAAUUGAUGAUUGACUUUAAUGUCCAUCUCUUUUGGUGGUUGGUCUUGAUUGAUUAUAGGAUUAUGUGAUUGGAAUUUCUAGUUGUUCUGGACCAAAUGUGUGUUUAGGAUGGAGGAGAAGUGGCCCCUUGCUGGGGAGCAGAGCAGUGAUUCCACAACUGGGAAAGAUGGGGGGCAGGAGUGGGCACUGAGCCAAAUGCAGGAGAUACCACCUAGACAGCCAAAAGGUGUAGGCUCUUCAUAUGCUUCCAUUUUGCCACCCUAGAGUUGUCUUUUUUUUUUAAAUUGCCUUUGUUACAUUUAAUGGAAGCAUAUUACAGUGUUACUGAUGACCAUAGACUCCUAUUUGCUUUGAUUAUUUUUUUUUCCAGAUACCAUCCCUUUUUCAACACUGCAUGGUUGACAUUCACAGAGUUGUCUCUGUAAGUGGAAGUUUAUUUGGGAUUGAACCCCAAAGAAAUUCUUGAUUUAUGAAUUUAUUAUUCUUCGGACUUUAAAUGUGGCAAUAUAUUUGCUGUUCAAGUGUUACCUAGAAGUGUCACGCCACAUAAAAUCCAAAUCAAAAACUAAAAGCCAUCGCCAUAGUUUAAAAUUAGGGAAUGCUAUCAUCACAAUGUGUUAGUCAAAUGGAAGUUUCAUCAAAAGUAUAUAUAACAUUUAGAGUUUCUAAGACUUUGGAUUCUCUUCUUUUCUAUACUUGUUAAUCUCUAGCUAAUCCUGGUUUUAUCAAUUAGUUGUUAGCUUUCUAAGUACUAUAAUGAAAUUUGAUUUCGUGUCCAAAACCACACAGUGGCUUUCUGGUUCACUAGAGCUGGAAGUCCAGGCCCCCUAUUUCCUGAUGUCACCUGCUCUUCCUUCGAGCCACCAGAGCAGUGCUGUUCUUCCUGGGGCAGGCAGGCGUGUGGUGAGCCCUCAGGACUGCUCCUAAGGCCCUGGCAGGAUGGUGAUCUACUGGGGCAUCACUUGGUUUCCUGUGUGAACUGAACCGUAUUUAUCCUUUGGCAUUUUCUUCUAGUUUGUUCCAAUAGGGAUAGUGUGAAGCUGGUAUUCCUGUCUAUCUGGUCCUGAUGUGAGCUCUGUGAACAGAGAGGGCUGAAGAUGACUUUUUUCUGCCUCUAGCUUAAUUGUGUGCCUCUUCUGGCGUCAAACACAUCUAGAAAGUUAAGGAGAGAGGUACUUAAGCCUCACUGACCGCUGGUAUCAGAUUUAUAACAUGUUCUGGAUUCCUGAGAGGCGGCGGCCUCUUGAGCAAGCAGGUUACUGAUAGAUGAGCCAGAGCUGUGGCUGCAGCUCUGUCGGGAACACAGGGCAGUCAGAACGCACUUAUUUGUGUGUCAUUUCUGUCUCUUGGGCAAUGGGGCCACAUGCGUUUUCCUUGUUUGGCAACUCUCCCUGGGGAACAUACUAGUCAUCUCUUCUAGAAAUUUGAGGGAUGCUUGAUAUCUUGCAAAUGGGUGCCUGGGCACAUUCUUCUCUCUGCAGUUAUCAGUACAUACAUCUUGUUCUCUUCAAGGCAGAUGGGCUUCGCAUUCUUCUCUUCUAUCUUGUCAGCAUAUUCAGUUAAAGAAUCUUCUUGAACCCAGGAACAGAAAAUGUGGUGGCCUCAAGCAGUGCAAGACCCAGGGUUCCAAAUCCUCAGUGGGUCUCACUCUGUGUGUAAAUGCCAGGUCCUGACUUACAUUUGCAUCAGAAAGAUUUCCCUUCCAUGAUAACAGGACUGAGGGCAGAAAACCUCUAAUUCAGAAGAUUUUAAGAGCACAAGAAUAAGAAUGGAAACUGCUUAGGUAGCCUGUCUGAAGUCCUCUCCCCUGUGCACCUCCAAAGGCAGGGCACCUCGUGAGCUGAACAGAGUGCAGCAGAGGGAGCUGCCCCAUGACCGCUGCACUCCUGUGCCCUCCCCUAAAUGCCGAAGAGCCAGCGCAGGCCAGGGACACAGAGACCUUUUAGCCCAGUGACUCAACACAGUUUUCCAUUUCGCUCCGGAGACCCUGGUCUCUCCAGCCUGGUUCUCAUCAAGGAGUUCUGUCUCUGGGCUGCAGCAACUUGUACAGACUGAGGGUUUUAUCUGUUUCCCCUAUCUAGGCUGCUGUUUCCAAGAAAGUAAUUAAACAUAUGAUGAAAAAAUAAAUCUUCAGGUUUUCACAGUACAUUACCCUGCCUUCUGCAUGCAUCUGAAAUGGGACCCCACCCACCACAUAUACAGGAGCAUGGGAGUGACAGGGCUUUCGGACAGCAGUAGUGGCUUCACUGAGAUGCCCCACAGUCCAGAUGCUGGCUCAUGGCCACACUGCUGGCAUUCUCACGAGUCUCUCUGAGAACCUGUGACUGAAAAAAGGGAAUGUAGCAUGACCCAAGUCUUGGGACUGAUCCUAGAAAACAGUGUCCUGAGAGAGCAAUUGUACUGGCUUGCUUUCAGGAGUUAACUAGAAGGUUCAUUUUUAUAUCUUUUUGUUGUCUCUUGAUAUGUGUAGUCAACAAAGGGUCCUCUUUAAAAUCUAAGAUGCUUGGUAAACAGUGAGGAACACUGAAUAGCCUUCUACUAUUUUAAUUUUCUAUCUGCACACCCCACCCCUCACAAACAUUGAUAUAAGCAGCAUUUUAUCAACAUGAUACAGGGAAAUUUCCUCUUAAGUAAAGACUUCCCAUCUCACAUGCCAUUCAGAGAUACAUGGAUGCAGCAGCAGCACAGGUGAGUGGAAGAAAUGGUAGAUGAACCAACCUGACAUUCAGGCAUUGGCCACAUCUUUCCAACCCGCAGUAAGUAGUGAAGGACUGUGGCUCCGUCAGAUCCUCUGUCCCCAUCACCGCUUCGGCCUCCACUUUAAGGUGCUGAGUUGUAAGGCUCCUUCAUGGUCAGUUCCUCAUCACCAAAGCACUAUUUUCCAAGAGGACUGAGUAUUUUGUAUGUCUUGGCCUUGUGUUUGCCCAUUAAAUUCCCAAGUUGUUCUUGGUCAGUGUGAUUCUUGACCUCUCUGAGCAAUCUGUCUACAUCUCAUGGAGAAUUAAACAUUUCUUUCAUGAUAUUUACAUGCAUUUAAUUUUUAUCCUUUGCAAACAUAUUGUGCCUUCUUGUUUUCCUGCCUUUCAAGGACAGAAAUUACAAGAGGUGGGCAGGGUACUGUUACCAUGCGUUUUAAAAGCUCUAUGCCAGGAUUUCCACAGCUGGAGCUUGGAGCAUCUCUUCUCCCUACACCAGGUUCUAGUGCCUUAAACUCUACAAUGUACAGUGGUGGAUGUAAACAGCAAGAAGGAAAAAAAGUAACUGUGUUUCAGCCUAUGGGUCUCCAUCCACCCCACAUAGCCUCCCCUUCACCAGAACAAAUGGGUGUGGGGGUAGAAAGCUUCUGCAGCAGUGAAGGCUUUUCUAGCAGCAUGUUUAACAUGUUACUCUGUUCAACUCUUCAGAUUUAUAAAAACACCAUGGUAAUGACUGUAAAGUACUAUAACUUAUUUGCAUUUGUAAAACAUGUAGUUCAGCUCAGCCUUUUUCUGUUCAUGUUUAGUAUUAGAAUGUGCUCCUGAGGAAAUCUGAGACAUGUAACUAAAUGCAAUCUUUUCUCAAGAGCCCAGGUGACUUUAGACACAGGGUUCCCAAGCAUGUCUGCUUUCCUGUGCACUACAUGUAUAUCAAGCAAGAUUUCAAUGAAGUUUUUUUUUCCAUGUUACUUGGUUUGUAAAUGAAUAAACAGACAUUUUAA
Molecule: messenger RNA, 8262 nt
Organism: Choloepus didactylus (southern two-toed sloth)
Lineage: Eukaryota; Metazoa; Chordata; Mammalia; Pilosa; Megalonychidae
Gene: PDPR
Product: pyruvate dehydrogenase phosphatase regulatory subunit
Exons: 19
Coding region: 392-3028 (878 amino acids)
Cellular component (GO): cytoplasm; mitochondrion; mitochondrial matrix
Molecular function (GO): oxidoreductase activity; protein binding
Source: RefSeq, a predicted model, not a curated record